This is a messenger RNA of Aphanomyces invadans, 1341 nucleotides long. RefSeq lists its product as hypothetical. Bases 27 to 995 code for a protein of 322 amino acids. Lineage: Eukaryota; Oomycota; Saprolegniomycetes; Saprolegniales; Verrucalvaceae. The transcript has 5 exons. The record is from RefSeq and is a predicted model, not a curated record. Gene Ontology annotation, molecular function: protein-folding chaperone binding.
UUGGGAAUUGGAAAGAAAGGGUCACGAUGGCCACAGCCGCGGGCAACGCACACUUCGUCGAGGAAGAGUACGAGUUGGCGGUCCAAAUGUACACGGAAGCUUUGAAGGAGUCUCCGAACGAUGCAGACGUGCUCUCCAAACGCAGCGGUGCUUACUUGAAGCUGAACCAGCUGCAGUUGGCUCUGCGUGAUGCCACCGAGGCCGUAAAGAUCGACCCACUUCUUCGCAUGGCGCACUAUCGUCAGGGCAUUGCUUUCUUUGGGAUGGAAAAGUUCCGCGACGCGUUCAAGUCGUUCGUCAAAGGAAAGGAGCUAGCGGGCAACCAGGAGAAUGUGUCAUCUCGAUUCAAGACGUGGAUUCGGAAGUGCGAGGCUGAAAUCGAAGAUGACGACAUGGAUACAUUGGACACCCCUGCGAGCCAAGGAGCCUGCCCAACUCCUGCUGCGGAGCCACCAGCACCCACAACACCUGCUGCAUCCGCGUUUCGACAUGAAUGGUACCAGAGCCCGGCACAUGUGACUGUAUCGGUCUUUCAAAAGAACCUCCAGUCCUCCGAUGUGGCUGUGCAGUUUGACCGGCAUCAGUGCAUGGUCACGUUCACAAUCAGCGGACAGCACGUCAAGGCGCUGGACUUGGCGCUGUUUGGACCAAUUGACCCGUCCGAAUCCACGUACCGCGUGUCCACAGUGAAAGUCGAGAUCAAGAUGAAGAAGGCCGAGACAGCUCAGUGGGACCAGCUCCAGCGCAGCCUCGUGGCUGUGCUCCCGACUGCUGCGUCCGUCACCCCCGUGGUGAACCCCGUCCCUGUCAAACCAUACGCGUCCAACCGAGACUGGAAUAAGAUCGACAAAACUCUAACGGACGAACUUGAACAAGAAAAACCCGAAGGCGAGGCCGCGAUGCAGAAGCUUUUUGCCGACAUUUACGCCAAGGCCGACGAAUCAACACGCCGAGCCAUGAACAAAUCGUUUGUACGGACUGAGGGUGACUCAUGACCAUGCAUGUUGACGUGCGUCGUGUUCUAGCAAACUUCGGGAGGCACCGUCCUGUCCACCAACUGGAACGAAGUGAGCACCAAGGAUUAUGAGAAAGAUCGACCAGUCCCAGAUGGAAUGCAGUGGAAGAAAUGGGGAUGACCGAACGACACCUCCUUACAUCGGACGCGGACUUCCUUUGUACAUGAAUAUAACAUGGUUUUGUUUAACAAGGCGAGGGUAUUCCAGGCGUCAUCGACUGUCUAGAGUUCACUCUGCCGCCGCCUCAACGACGCCCACGAAUGGCCAUUUCACGUUCACCGACGUCGCGGCUUCAGUGUUGAGGUUGUCAACGUAGUGGCUCGAG